AUGGGUGGCCCUCAAAGUAUAAACCUUCCAACAAUGGCCAACCAUUUGGCUUUGGUAGCGGAGGAUGACGUGGAUGAUGAUGAGGAAGAUGUGGAUGAUGAUGAGGAUGAGGCUGUGGGUUACGAAAAUGUUCCCCCUCUUGUGCCAACAUUAGAUGACAAUAGGAAGGUUAUUAUAAAACCUACUGGUACUGGUUUGAAACCUGGCAAAGAAGUUGCAAGUGCAAUUUAUUAUGCUAUAUGCAAACAAUUUUAUAAACCUAUACACCAUUGGAUUGGGCUCGAUCCUAGUACGAAAGCUGAUUGGUUUAAGUGGUUUGGAGAGAAGGUUUUGUGGGAUCCUUGCGAUCAUGCAUAUGUUUAUGCCAAAUUUGAAAAAAAAAGGAAGAGAACGAUUAAACGACAUGCUGGAGAAGGUGAGGAAAAAAGGGACUCACCUUUUUGGAUUGGUGAUGAAGUUAGAGUUGGUCUUCAAACUCAUUGGAAACAUCCCAAGUUCUUGGCUAUGUCUGCUCAAAACAAGAAAAGUCGAGCUUCCCCAAGAGGUGGAGCAGUCCACACCACAGGCCGUAAGGCCCAUCUUGACGUUGAACUUGAACUUUCACAUGAACUUCAAAGGGAUUUGCGCCCUGAUUAG
Vicia faba (fava bean) is the source of this 636-nucleotide messenger RNA. The record is from the annotation of a GenBank genome assembly. Lineage: Eukaryota; Viridiplantae; Streptophyta; Magnoliopsida; Fabales; Fabaceae.